Aspergillus vadensis CBS 113365 is the source of this 2345-nucleotide messenger RNA. RefSeq names its product ERF4 family protein. Gene Ontology annotation, biological process: peptidyl-L-cysteine S-palmitoylation; protein targeting to membrane. Gene Ontology annotation, cellular component: endoplasmic reticulum palmitoyltransferase complex; extrinsic component of endoplasmic reticulum membrane. The coding region runs from base 69 to 1997 and encodes 642 amino acids. The record is from RefSeq and is a predicted model, not a curated record. NCBI's taxonomy places the organism in Eukaryota, Fungi, Ascomycota, Eurotiomycetes, Eurotiales, Aspergillaceae. The transcript has 8 exons.
AUGAAGGACGAUAAAUAUGAGCUGGGCCACAGCUGCCUGUAACGCGCAAAGUUAUACUGGUAUUGCAGAUGGCGAGCGGAGGCCGCGUCAAAUGCAGGAGACGGAAGCUGCGUUGGAAGGGUCCGACAUGGAUGGGUGCGAACACUUUGACUGCGAGUGAAGCGAGAGACUUGACUGGACUGGAGAGGGGAGCUGAUUGGUGGAGAAGCAAUGAGUUCACGCCAGUAUUUAAUCUAAUUCAGACUCGGACUGCCUUUGUCCUUGGCCAUGAGGGUGCCAUUCAUCGCUCGCCCUGUCCUUGGCCGUCUAAGAGAAAAAGAACAUUGGACCGUGCUGUGAGGGGACCUGCCAAUCAUUCUGGUCCAGUUCCCGCGUUGGGUUGGAGCCUUACUUGGGCUAUUGACUCGUUUAUUGUUUCGAGUCGGGAUCCGGGUGGAGUCAUUUCAUCAUCGAGAUCAUCCUCCUCCCUAGUAGUGAGAGAGAAUCAUCUUCUGUCCCUUGCCGCGCCCCUUUUCGAUCCUCACCCGCCAAUCAAAGCCGCCCACUGCGAUCGAUUCUUAUCCUUGGGCCAUCGACAUCAUUUCCUAAUCCUCCCACCACAACGUCUCUCCUCUCCUCAUCCACCACGGCCUCUCCGCCAUCUAAGCGCGCCUCGCGGCCCCCUCGGUCGUUUUCCUCAUCGAAAACGUCCCCUCUCGCCUCACAAACGGACCCUUCAACAUCAUCGCCCCCGGUUAAAGAAGCAUCCCCUUAUCCCCCGCGAGGCCUCCGCGUUCGGUGCCAUUCCUUCGAGGCACAUCCCCCCACAUCCUCCGAUCAGUUCCUGGAUACCUCCCACGAUCUUGCGCCCGCCGUCAGUGCGACUCGCAAACCCUGUCAAUUACGUUCCCCGCAACACUCCGGUCACGGUACCCCAUCUGUCGCAGCUCUCCGACGAGAACCUUCCACUCGACGCACACCGAGACGCCUACCCUUUGCUGACUAUUCCCGAACGGCGUCGCAGUCGACCGAUCCCAUCUCCGAACAGUCUGGUGGUGGAGCGCAGCCAAGGGGAAACGGAGAGUGGACGCUCCAGCAUCGCAGUGCCUCGCGGCCAGAGGCGCAGUGGCGCAUUUGACGACCAGCUGGUGUUACAAGAAAUGUCCGAGUCGGGAGUGUCAAAUGGUGCUCCGGAGGUAAAGAACCCUCGCGCUCCGGAACGGGCGCAUCUGGGCCUCGAUUUGGCGGUAGACGGACCUGGGCCGCUUCACGACGACCGGCCCCGCCACAUCCAGUCGCAAUCCUCGCUGCGAUCGCAGUCACACAUCGCAUCUGUACCAUCCAUUACCGGCGCUCAAAAUGGCGGCGAAGCUGAUGUGGCGGAGGAGUUAGCCUGGGGCCCUGCGCAUCCGUGUUAUCCUCACAUCAACCCACAUGUUCCGAUCGGGUCCGAGGAGUACAUGACCACCCGCAUCAUACGAAUCCGGCGUGAUUGGAUGAUCAAGGGAGACCUAGCUCCUACAUUCUCCAACCUGUACCCUGAGAUUCUGGACCCGCUAUUACCUGAACAAGAGUUUCGAAAGGUCAUCGCCACAGUAAAUGAUGAGCUCGUUAAGGCGUUCGAUCCGUUCAGCCUUCGCAAUUUCAUCGACAGUGCGCUGAGCCUUCUGACGGGAUGGAUUUGGGAAGACAUAGGCGCUCCAGGAAUCAAGAGCCAUCUCAAACGGGUGGAAGCUUGGCUGGAGAGGUGGAACAGAGAGGUCGGGGCCAAGGACGGAGUACAUAUCUGGAGUCUCCGCAGGACGGCGUACAUGUCGUUGGACAUCCAGAUUCCGGAUCCCAAGGUUGGCAUCAUCCGCAGUGAGGGAGUUCCAUCACUUCCAGGGACUCGGCCGAGCAGCGGUCCUAUACGAUCAAAUAACACCAUCUCCUCAAUAUACUACUUGAGCCAUGGCACCAUCGGGGAUUUGUUAACCUUCCAAAAGAAAUUAUAUGCCCUACUUCGACGCAGCCGUUAGAAGAAGCCGAAAGAACUAUCCUUACUGUGUUUUGUUAAGUUAUAUACCUCUUACUGCUUCACCUCUUUUGCACCCGAAAACAAAAUACUAACCAGAAGCUGAAUGACGGUUUCCUCUCAACACGCGAAUACAACAGUUCCAUGGAGAAAUAGAUCAAAGCUGUCGAUGCUCAUCCUUGACAGCUCGAGCAAACAUUCCGUAUGUAAGUGUGGUCUCGCCAUGACUAUUAUUCACGCAUUAGAACAUAGAUUUAUUGAUCGCCAAGUGAUCCACCAAAUAGACAGAAUAAGUGGAUAGAGUAAACAAUAUACUGGCCGGCCACUUGAAGUGUGCAUCGAACAGAGCUGU